AUGGCUCCUACCUACCUCAAGGAAGCGAACCCCGCAGCAAAGGCGGCGGGCGUCAAUCCUUCCCUCGAUGUUACCGGCAUAGUGAAAGGAGUCAUCGACACGAUUCGCAAGGACGGUGACGAUGCCGUCCGCCGCUACAGCGAGCAGUUCGACAAAUGGUCGCCACCUUCUUUCAAGCUCUCAAAAGCCGAUAUCGAACACGCCAUCUCGCAAGUUUCCGAACAAGUCUUACGAGACAUUCAAACGGUUCAGUCCAACGUCCGGAAAUUCGCGCUAGCUCAAAAAGACUCUUUGAAUGAGUUCGAGUUAGAGAUGGCGCCGGGCGUAUUUCUGGGUCAAAAACAUAAUCCGAUCGAUUCCGUGGGCACUUAUAUCCCAGGAGGCCGAUACCCUCUCCUCGCUUCAGCACACAUGACAAUCUUAACCGCCAAGGUCGCUGGUGUUAGGAACGUCAUUGGGUGCACGCCUCCCGCCGCUGGAAAGAUCCCCAACGAGACCGUGGCGGCCAUGCACUUCGCUGGUGCGGAUGAGAUAUUCAUCUUGGGUGGAAUUCAGGCCAUCGCCGCCAUGGCGAUCGGCACAGACUCUGUGCCGAAAGUUGACUUUAUCGCAGGGCCCGGUAAUGCGUUCGUUGCAGAAGCUAAACGGCAAUUAUUUGGCGAGAUCGGGAUUGACCUUUUCGCAGGUCCGACCGAAGUGCUCAUCGUUGCCGACGAGACGGCUGAUGCGUUCAUGGUGGCUACAGAUCUCCUGUCUCAGGCUGAACACGGGCCUGAUAGUCCCGCGGUGCUGGCUACUACUUCGGCAGAUCUUGCUCGAAAAACGAUGAGCUUGUGUGAUGAACUCUUGAAAGGACUGGCCACCGCGCCUAUAGCUAGCGUUUCGUGGAGAGAUUAUGGCGAGGUGAUUCUUGCGGAAUCGCUCGACGAGGCGUAUCAUAUAGCGGAUGAAUACGCGUCAGAGCACGUGCAGAUCCUUACCUCUAGACCUAGAGAUGCGCUUGAGAAGAUGAAAAAUUACGGCGCGCUGUUUCUGGGGCCCAUGACUUGCGUGUCGUACGGUGACAAGUGCAUCGGAACAAAUCACGUCCUUCCUACAAAAGGCGCGGCGAGAUAUACAGGUGGACUUUGGGUCGGCAAAUUCCUCAGGACCGUGACCUAUCAGGAAGUCAGAUCUGCGGAGGAGAGCGGCAAGCUUGGACGGCUUUGUGGUAGGGCCGCCCGGGUAGAGCUGUUCGAAGGCCAUGCGAGGUCGGGAGACCUUAGGGCGCACUUACAUCUUAAGGACGAAUUUGACUGGAUUAAAUCUGAGUCGUGA
Scedosporium apiospermum is the source of this 1317-nucleotide messenger RNA. RefSeq names its product Histidinol dehydrogenase 1. The transcript is spliced from 3 exons. Gene Ontology annotation, cellular component: cytoplasm. Gene Ontology annotation, biological process: L-histidine biosynthetic process. Bases 1 to 1317 code for a protein of 438 amino acids. The record is from RefSeq and is a predicted model, not a curated record. Gene Ontology annotation, molecular function: histidinol dehydrogenase activity; metal ion binding; NAD binding. Lineage: Eukaryota; Fungi; Ascomycota; Sordariomycetes; Microascales; Microascaceae.